AGUUAUCAGAAAAUGUCGGCUAACAGGAGUGUGAGCCUACGCGAGCGUGUUGCACAAGCUUAUCAUGAUUAUGGACGAUUUUGCUCUGCACAUCCAGCGGCCUGUUUAUCUAUGUCACUCAUCACCAUGGUAGUCUUAUCGUACCCUACAUUUACUAGAUUCCGCCUUCCAACAAACAGUCCCAUUAGUGUUGACUGGACCGACAAGUUGUACGAGGAUUCCGGUGGGAAAUCGUGGGCCCGCGCUAGGAGCACGUUCUUGCAGCAAGUGAUUAUCCGUGGGAGCGUGGAACCAUGGGUGCCGAUGAAUCUGAGUUCUGAGCAGGCAGUUCGCGGACCUCUUUCGAGAGCCUUUCUUGCCCGGAAUAUAAUUUUGGCACAAGAGGAAGUUGAUGCGUUAUGUCUACAAGUUGUGUCUGACAAUGUACGAUUUGGAAGCUUUACACCACAGCGUGGUUGCCUGCUGCUUGAACCCACUGCGUUUUGGGGAUACUCUUACGAGAAAUUUAUGAGUGACAAGGACGUUCUCGCUACAAUUUUCUCACGCGAAUGUUCCUCGGUUGCUUGCCCUCGCGAUUUACUUCUUGGGAUGCCUUUCGGGUUUACUGGUAUCAAAAAGAUUUAUCGUAGCAAUCAAAAACCGACCAUCGACAUCUCCCUCACGCUUUUCCUAGUGCGAUAUGACAAGGAUGCCAGACAAUCUUUGAUCAGUCGUUUUACAUCUCAUCCUGAGUUCAAGAACGUCCCUCUCAUUACUGAGGAAGAAAACAAAUUUGCUCACGUACUUUUCCGUCCACGAAGAACUCUCGUUGAUUAUCUGCCUCUUCUCAGCUCCUAUGCAGUUUUCACUUUCUACCUAUACUUCUCUGCUCGAAAGUUUGAAAUGGUAGCAUCUCGUUGUGGCCUUGCUUUGGCUGCUGCUUUCACCGUAGGAUCUACACUUUUGAUGACUACAGGCGUAUGUGCUCACUUGGAGCUGAGCCCCACUCUCUGGGGUGCUGAAAUCUUUCCUUACAUAGCCCUUAUUUUGGGUCUUGAAAACAUUUUGUGCAUCACAAGAGCAGUGGUCUACACUCCACCUUUUCUCGAUGUGUCUUCUCGCAUUUCCCAUGGUUUAGCGCAGGAAGGCUACUCGCUGUGCAAGUAUUUUGUGAUGGAGCUGACAUUUCUUGGGAUUGGUUAUGCUACCCGAAUUGCAGAAAUCCAAGAGUUUUGCAUGUUCGCUUCUAUAGGACUAGUCAUCGACUUUUACAUGCAGAUGUUCUUUUAUGCGCCUUGCUUGACUUUCGAUUUGCAACGCCUACGAUCUGAAGACAAGCAGCAAUUUGCCCUGAAGCUGUUCAGUUCAGACAUCCCUCAUUUGCACGACUUCGUACCUGUGAGAUGUCCCAUGCGCAAAUACUGGCCUCAGUUCUUCGAGAUGAAACGACUGAAGAAGCGCACGUUGUCGGAAUCACAGUUGGACGAUAGGGAAAUACAAGAAGAUUUUGAGAGGAAAGGUCGAUGCCGAUCGAACUCCGCAUGCAAUUCGGAAUGGAAUUACGACGCAGUAUCAUCUACGGGGCGUAUUUCAAGCAAUCGAUUGAGAGUUCUGUAUUUCGUCACAAGGACAAGAAUAUUCCAGAGGACAAUCAUGGUGAUUUUUGCGUUAUGGACAAUAUGGCUAGCGUUCGUCGUGCACGAACAUGGACAUUUCCCUUUCAACACUUCAAGUGGAUCCGACGAGAUCAGCGCUGGAGGUUCUGCACCACAACAUUGGCAAACAUGGACCGACCUCCAGCAUAGAUCAUGGCUGAAACUCUUCGCAGAGUUUAGCCUGAGCCACUCGAGCGGUGCCAUCACAUUUGUUCCACCUAUCAUUCUGACAACGAAGAUUGAUCCGUCUGAUCCUGCUCUCUACCCACGUCCAUCCUCAGCCAAGGGCUCAUCUCAGAAAGUCUCAUCUUCAUUGGAAAAAGACAACAAUGCGCUCAAAUCACGCAUUUCAUGGUUGGAAAGGCAACUCCACCUUUAUUUAGCAAUAAUGUGGUUGAUACUGCUUUCGAGCGUUAUUGGAUUUGUCCUCUAUGCAUGUUUUUGGGGAAAAUGGCGAACCGAACGACUUCGGAAGAAGGAAGCUUCCUUGGCAUCACCAAGAUCGCUUUCACCGCGUACUAGCGUUUUGGAACCAACGACGGACCGCAAAUCUCCCGUGGAGAAUGAACCCAUAAUAUCUUUCGGGCAUCGCUUUCCCAUUGAAUGUGUCGCCGUUUGCAACAAUUCAUCGAUCGUAUCCUGCUGCCAGGAAGGAAAAGUCUGUCUUUGGAAUGCUGAAACUGGUGAACGAUUGCUGAAGCUGCGCAGAAUUCGGGAUGUUAGCAAUCCAGCCUUGGACACUUCAACGCUGCCGAUGAUUUGGUGCAUUGCUGCCAAACAAUCUAUCACCGUAUGUGGAUGCUCGGAUGGAUCUGUUGAGAUAGCCUGCCUUGAGAGGAAUAAGUUGAUUGGGGUUUAUCUUCAGUCCAGAAUUGGAGUUAUACACGUGCUUAUUGCUGGAUCGCGCAUAGUUCUGGCUCGCUUGGAUGGUUCGAUAGAUUUCUUGGAGUUGUGUUUGACUCCUGAAAGACCCAUUCGCGUGACUUCCAUAACCCGAUUGAACACAAUCCGCGCCCACCAGAAACCUAUCUCAUUUUUAUUGGCGUCAUCUCUAACAGUGGUCUCUGCAAGCUAUGAUCAUACCCUCAAACUGUUCGAUCUUCGAUCGAGCCAACUUCAGUCCAUGCUGCAUGCUCAUAGAGGUCCAGUCAUCUCUGUGUGCGUAGACAACUCUGACAAUACACUGUUCUCUGCCUGUGAAGAAGGUUUUGUAUGUUGGUGGAAUAUGAUGUCGGGAGAAUUGCUGAGAACUAUCAAUACGAAAAGCGUGGGACGUACGUUGCUAGCAUGUACUGUGCAGUUUCUCCUGGGUUAUUCGCCUGAAGGUGAUCUGAUCCUCUGGAACAAGAGAACUGGCGAUGUUGUAAGCCGAAUUGCUCAGCACCUGGCCAAGUUUGAAAGCGCUGUAGCUGCGCGAAAUCUUAUAGCACUGAACAAUGAUAUUGUGGCAGUGACUUAUGAGAGCACACUUACUUUUUGGGAUUUGGAGCACAAGGCACUGAUACGGCAGAUUGAUCUUGGAAGUGUAAUCGACCAUUUGCAUGCACUUGGCGACCAAUCUGUUCUCUGCCAAUGCUCUAAUACCGUCUACCGCAUUACCACACCCAAAUUUCGAAUUGCUUAGCUUUUGCGAACUACCUGGAUGUAUUUUACUCUGUACCUUUUUGCUGAAACAGUUGAUUGCUCAGUUUCAUCACUGUCGCCCGUUGUCCUCACAUCAAUCCAGAAAGUUUUGCGUUAUGAUUGCCGUUGUCCCAAUAUCUUCUCAGACCUAGCCCUCAUUGCAUGCAAAUAUGGAAAAUCAUCAGUCUUAACUCAAAUCCUAGUCUUAUGGUCCUGUGGGUUGUGUUGAGCAGGAAACGUUUUCUCAUAGACGCAAAUGUUGCUGUAGAUGUUUUGUAGAUUUUGUUUUGUAUAGUUAAUCGAUUUAUUUUCAGUUGAUCGUUGAACUUAGGAAAAUCUUGCUCAAUUACUCUGUGAUAACUCAAACUAAUUCACUUUCCAGCUAACUCAGAAUCUUGCCAUGCAUUUUGUCAUCUACAGUUUAUGAAUUGAUUCUUUGCUUUGUUGAACAGAGAGUAUAAGAAUAAAUAUCUUGUUGAC
This is a messenger RNA of Cylicocyclus nassatus, 3737 nucleotides long. NCBI's taxonomy places the organism in Eukaryota, Metazoa, Nematoda, Chromadorea, Rhabditida, Strongylidae. The record is from the annotation of a GenBank genome assembly.